AUGGACGCGCUGAAAUCCACGGCUAACCAGACUCUGACGUGGAACGGCUCGCCCGCAUUCGAAUCUACCGGUUCAGCGAUGUUGGACGCCUUCCAGCACUUGAACAGGUACGCGUCAUGGGAUAUCAUCGACUCGUGUUUGUCGAAAGCCUGGGAGGAAGAUCCUGCCCUCACCCUCAGGCUGAUAUGGAAUACCAGAAGUAUACAUGACGGGAAAAGCGAGAAGGAGUUGUUCUACCAAGCCUAUGCCUGGUUGUACAAGAACCACCCUAGAACAGCCAUAACGAACCUGCCACAGCUGGUGGCUCCAGUCUGCAAACGCAAGCAAAAAGAUGGAAAGCGUCGGCACGGGGCGUCCCACGGCUAUUGGAAGGACCUACUCAAUAUCCUUCUCCUUGCGACUUCGGACGAGCUGGGCGGCUUAGCGGCGCGCGUCGCCGAGCACGUGAAGCUGAACGCCGAGCGGAAAGCGAAAGCGAAGGCUGAGCGUGCGAAGGCAGCUGCAGAGGCAUACGGUCACUUGGAGCGAAAGCUUAAGGACAAGAAAUAUCGAGCCUUGUACAUCGCCGUCGCACGGCUGUUUGCAGACAAGCUCGCCGAGGACCUGCAAAUACUUCAGAAAUUGCGGGGCCUGCCGGACAAUAAGGAGCAUCGCAAGGAGCGGUCAGACCUCCUGUGGCAGCUGUCUCUCGCUGGGAAAUGGGCGCCGACGCCAGGCCAGGCGCACGACCGGCGCACGAACAUCGCGACGGCCGUGUGCUACCUGCUGCGCGAGUCGGGGCAUAUCCGCUCGUCCGUGCCCCCCCAGGGGCGAUCCGGGUGGCAGGUACUGGAGACGCACAUAUUCCGGUCGUACUACCAGCGCUGGGUUCUGACGCCUCUCCGGGCGGCGCUGCGCGUCCCGGAGCCACUGAUGUCGGCGAACCGGUGGACGGAGAUCCAGUACAACCGCGUCCCGUCGGUCUGCAUGAACGUGAACAUGGUGCAUUUCGCGCGGCACGACAGGGACGGGUUCUUGCGGUACAUGGUGAACGUCGAGUCGGGUAAGAAGACGAUCAGCGGCGCAACUCUGAUGCCGUACGAGGUGGUCAAGGGCGUCAUGGACCUCGAGCAGGACUUGUGCUACGAGCCAGACGCCCGGGCGAAGAAGCCGUCGCUGCAAGACGUGAAAAAGGAUAUGGCGGAGAUGAAGUUGCGGGUUCUCGAGGGGCAGUGGAAGUCCCUUGUAGCGCGGCUACGGGAGUCAGGGGCAGUGGAGAACUCGCUCGCAGUCUGCGACGUCUCUGGUUCGAUGAUGUGGGCCAAUGCCAACCAGAAGAACGUGCAGCCUAUAUAUCCCGCCAUUGCUUUGUCUCUGAUCCUGGCGCAACUCGGGAAGCCGCCGUUCAAUAAUGGGUUCAUCACCUUCUCGGCGAAUCCGAAAUUCGUACAGGUGGAUGUCGAGACGAACGGCUUGAGGAAGAGCGUCCAGCAGAUGGUGAAGGCGGAGUGGGGGAUGAAUACGAACCUGCACGCCGUCUUCGUCGAUCUGCUGUUGCCCCUUGCAAUCAAGAACGAGAUCAGACAGGAGGACAUGAUCAAGCGCCUGUUCAUAUUCUCGGAUAUGCAGUUCGACAGCGCGGAGGGCACGUCGGUGGACCCAGCGGACUGGCAGACGAACCAUGACGCGAUCGAGAAGGCGUAUCAUGCGGCAGGCUACGAGAUGCCUGAGAUCGUCUACUGGAACCUCUGCGACUGCUUUGCAAGCGUCCCGGUCGAGGCCGAGCGGACAGGCGUUGCCCUGAUGUCAGGGUUCUCGUCAGCGAUGCUGAAGACCUUCAUGGGCGAGGAUGACGAGUCCGAGCAGGAGGACUGGAUAGCUGCUGGAAAGGAAGAAUUCAAUCCUAUCAACAUCAUGAAAAAAAUCCUAAGCAGAGCUAGCUAUGAUGGACUUGUGAUCGUGGACUAA
Gloeophyllum trabeum ATCC 11539 is the source of this 1947-nucleotide messenger RNA. RefSeq lists its product as uncharacterized. The record is from RefSeq and is a predicted model, not a curated record. NCBI's taxonomy places the organism in Eukaryota, Fungi, Basidiomycota, Agaricomycetes, Gloeophyllales, Gloeophyllaceae. The transcript is spliced from 4 exons. Bases 1 to 1947 code for a protein of 648 amino acids.